CCCGCGGCGUGUGACCUCACAAACGACCGGCCUCGCUGGCGAGUCUGCUCCUCCCCAGCGGAGCCAGACGCCCGCGGCUCGGUGCUCCCUCUUCCGCCCGCAACCAUGAAGGGGACCCCCAGCUCCCUGGAAACCCUGCUGUGGGUGUACCACUUCCACAGCUCUACGGAGGUGAGGCUGCGCCCGCGGCCCCGCGCUCCCCGCGCACUGUCCCCGGCCCCGACGGCCCCGCUGUCCCCGCUCCCCCUGCUCCGUGUCCAGGUGGCCCUGCAGCCCCCGCUGCUGUCCUCCCUGGAACUCGCCGUGGCCUCAGCCCACGAGUAUCUGGAGCAGAGGUUCCAAGAGCUUGAGUCCCACCGGGAGCCGCAGGGGCCGCCCGCCCCGACGCCCACCCUGAGGCUGGUGCUCAGAGAGGCCGCGGCCAGCGUCGUGAGCUUCGGCGCCACAGUGUGUGAGGUGGGGCUGGGGGGCUGCGGAAGGAGGGGGCACGGGGGCACGGGCCCCCACAUCCCCCAACCCCUGCACCCCCCACGGCAGAUCUCAGCCCUGUGGCUGCAGCAGGAGGCGCGGCGACUGGACGGCGGCGCCGGCUGUCCGGGCCCAGCCCCGGGCGCGGGGGACCCGGGCGCAGCGCUGAGCCGGCUAGCCCAGGCCGCGGGGCACGGGGUGCGGCAGGCGGGGGCCGCGGUGGGCGCCAGCGCCCGGCUGGUGCUGCAGGGGGCGUGGCUGUGCCUGUGCGGGCGGGGCCUGCGGGGGUCCUCCUCCCUCCUGCAGCACUGGCGGCGCCCGCCGGGCCUCGGGACCGAGGGAGGACCGAGAUACUCAGGAGGCCUCGAGGUGGCGUCCAGCAGCAGCGCGGAGGACGGGGGACCCGAGCACCCACCGCCGCCCCAGUCCCACCCCACGCUCAAAUAAAGCCCAGGAGGGCGCGGACCCCCGAGCUGCUCCCGGUGUCGCCUGCCCGGCUCCUCUCGCGUGCUCCUGACUCCGCCUCCGUGUGUGCCUGGCCCCGCCCCCGCGUCCCCCCCGGGUUGCCCCGGGACC
Nyctereutes procyonoides (raccoon dog) is the source of this 1044-nucleotide messenger RNA. It is a transcript of the gene CUNH17orf107, whose product is annotated as chromosome unknown C17orf107 homolog. Lineage: Eukaryota; Metazoa; Chordata; Mammalia; Carnivora; Canidae. The transcript has 2 exons. The record is from RefSeq and is a predicted model, not a curated record. The coding region runs from base 106 to 915 and encodes 269 amino acids.